Messenger RNA from Anguilla rostrata (American eel), 1640 nucleotides. RefSeq names its product methyltransferase 15, mitochondrial 12S rRNA N4-cytidine (gene mettl15). NCBI's taxonomy places the organism in Eukaryota, Metazoa, Chordata, Actinopteri, Anguilliformes, Anguillidae. The transcript is spliced from 6 exons. The record is from RefSeq and is a predicted model, not a curated record. Gene Ontology annotation, molecular function: rRNA (cytosine-N4-)-methyltransferase activity. Gene Ontology annotation, biological process: rRNA base methylation. The coding region runs from base 238 to 1446 and encodes 402 amino acids.
UAGUCAGGCGGAACGCAUGUAAUCCGUUUUGUUGCAGAGUAGAAACUUUAAGGGGAAGUACCAGAGCAGCUAUCCAUAGUGCUAAACACAGGAAGAGCGGUAACUUUCGUCUACUACCGUGCAGUGGGUCAAUGCACAGAAACGGUGUGUUGUCCCCAAUUUAUUAUUUACACUGCUUGAUAAUCAGUCAGAAAUCCAGCCACACUGCUCGCAACAAUAUUCUCUGGAUUGGACCUCAUGUAUUGGGCUGUUACUUCCCACCAUGCCACUGCAAGGCCUUUCAUUAGCCCAUGGAAAGCUGUUUUUGCGAAGCCCAGAGCCAAGGAGCCUCCGUGCUGGUGUUGGAAGAUGUCACAGUUAUCAAUGAGUCUCCACACUUUCACAAGAAAGAGCUGUGUACAUCAGGAUAGCAAGCAGGGGAGCACCAUCCCUACGGGAGGAGCGUUGCACACACCUGUCAUGAUAAAAGAGGUGCUGCACUGUUUGGGCCUCAAGCCAGGACAGGUUUUCCUGGACAUGACCUUUGGAGCAGGGGGUCAUACCAAGGCAAUUAUGAAUGCUACACCAGAUGUAACCGUGUAUGCUUUGGACCGUGAUCCUAUGGCUUUUCAAAUGAUCCAGCAGCUAUCUGAAGAGCACCCAAGCAAAGUCAACUCGUUGCUUGGACGGUUUAGUGAGCUAAGAGCACUGCUGUCCCAGCGUGGAGUUGGCCCUGACAGUCUGGAUGGUGUUCUACUGGAUGCAGGCUGCUCUUCGAUGCAGCUUGACUGCCCAGAGAGAGGCUUCUCCCUCAGCAGAGAUGGACCCCUGGAUAUGAGGAUGGAUGGAAACAGGUACCCCGACAUGCCCAACGCUGCUGACGUGGUGAAUGCCUUAGAUCAACAGGCGCUUGCGUCCAUCCUGAGCACGUAUGGGGAGGAGCGGCAUGCCAAGAAAAUAGCUUCGGCGAUUGUGGAGGCACGCAGCAUCUACCCCAUCAGCAGAACCCAGCAGCUGGCCAGCAUCGUGGCAGGAGCGUUUUCCGCCUCUGCCCUGUAUGCCCGUAAAGACCUGCUCCAGCGCCCGGCUCACGUGGCGACCAAGACCUUCCAGGCUCUGCGCAUCUUCGUUAAUGACGAGCUGAACGAGCUGUACACAGGCCUGCAGGCUGCCAGGACCUUACUCAAGCCGGGCGGGCGGCUGUGUGUCCUUACCUUCCACUCUCUGGAGGACCGCGUUGUCAAGCGCUUCCUGCAAGGGACUGACCCAUUCAACCCGCCCAGCCGCAAUGUCCGCAAGAGAGUCCAUCAGGGCAGGGCGUCAGAACUGGAGGAGGAAGAGGAGGAGGCGGCCGCCAGCGCUCACUGGGUUUAUCUGCACAAGGGGGUGAUCACGCCCCACAUGGAGGAAGUACAGGAAAACCCACGAGGACGAUCAGCUAAACUCAGGGCAGCCUGUAAAUUAUAGAGACGAUAGCCUUACUUUUUUAUUUAGCUUCCCUUUUUUUAUUUCAGCGACCGGGAUAGAUCUGUGUAGCUGGAGAUAUAUGAAGACUCAAGUAAUUAUUGUUCUUUGAAAUGUUUUAUUCUUGUCUGCAGAACAAGUGUAAUGACUUAGACUUGUGAUCACACAAGCAGUGAAAUAAAUGGAAAUGCUUUCAA